GUUCAAUUAAAGUUUAGUGGCAAAUUUGUAAUUCAGCACGGAGUUUAGAAAAGAAACUACACCGUUUCUUAACGCUGAUCUUGACAAAGAAAUUGAAGUUGUGAGCGCCAAAUUCCGUCCAAGGGACAAAAAAAAAAAUCCCUAGUUUUCCUUUACUCGACCGCCGCUGCUGCUUCUGCAUCUCCCACGCUGGCAGGCCGCCGUUGAGCACUCGCCAGUCGCCACCGGACACCUUAGUUGAAGAAGCAAUACCAGUUCCUCCACCGUACGCUACCUCCGUUCAAUUGCCUCUGUAAGAUUCUAACCCCUCCGCCGCCGCCUCUUCAGUCGCGGAGACGGUGACUUCAGCUUUCAAAGAUAAAAUUCCUUUUUUCUUAUUUCUUUGUCUGGUAGAUUUUUCGUUUAAGUAGUACCAGGUGUUUUCAUUUUUGUGUUUUUGUUUGAUUCACUUGAUUUCCUCCCAUUGACAGACCAAGCACCCAGUGCGCAUUGUCAUUUUUUUCAAGUUUUCAGUUAUAUUGUAUAAAUUUUUAAGCUUGUAGGCGCUCUAAGAUACAGUAGCUAUUCGGUUGAUUUGAGGUUUAUCCGUGUAAUUUGUAGCUAGUCGAUUGAUUGAAGAAUUUGAUACAGAUAGAUAUGCAUGUAGGCUGGAGUUAUUUGGUUUUGUAUGGUGCUGCUGGUAAUAUCUAUUUUAUUAUGGGACAUGAUAUCUCCGCUUAGGCUUAAUAUGAUGUUUAGUUCUUCAUAGGUUGAUAUGGCAUUACUGUAAUCCUAGUUCAAUGGUAUACCUUAAAUCGUUAACUUGGUUGACAGUCUCUGGUACAGUUUCACAACCCUUGGUUUCUUAUCCCUCGUUUUGCGGUUUUGCAGCUAGAUAAAACCGAGAUUUCUUGCAUUGUAUUAGUAAGUGAAGUUGAAUCUCUAUUAAUCAACUAGUUUAAUCAUACUGCAUCUGUGUUUUGUAUGCAUCUGUGAUUCCUUGUUCUGGUUGGUACCGUUGUACUAUUCCUUCUGUUUGAUGAACGUUAUGGUCAACAUGUUUCGAUGCUUUGGUAUGCUCUUUAAGUGUUCUCUCAUCGUCUGGACAUUUAACUGCCGUAAUCUGCUAUACUGAGCUUCACUAGUGACAGUGUAAUUGUGCCCCCACCUGUCUCUUGUGCUCUUUUCAAAACUAAUGUUUUGGUCACUUUGCAGGUUAGAGCUGGAAGAUUGCUCAGAGAGUACACCUUCUUUGCUGUAAAAAAAGGUCCUAACUUUUUCUAUUUUGCAAUUAACUUCCCCUUGUCCGUUAGCCAGAUUUUAAACCUUCUUGAUUGUUUCUCAACAGGGGAACUCUCAGCCCAUGAUCUUGUGAUAUCAGUGAAGAACAAUACUACCAGUCAAAACCCUUAACUCCGAGCCCCAGUUAUCUGUGUACAUUUGUUAUUUAAUCCAUCUUCUUUUGGAGUUUGAGAACAAGUAUGCGCGCAUUGGCCCUUUUGGGCCAGCGCAUGUUCUUUCAAGUUAUUGCUCAAACAACUUGCAUUACUCGCCUACCUCUCUGUAGUGCUCCUUACUGUUCCGGCCUUCUCUACACUAAAGAGACAGAUGUUUCCUCUGCAAAAAUCUUGGAACCAGAAGUUCAAGCAGAGCAACCACCAAACUGUCUAUCCUUAAGAAUCGAGAAGCUCCCAAGAGGAGUGCCUGUUGGAUCUGCCUUCCAAAGCUGGAUGGCUGAGGGGUUCCCAGUUCAUAGGGGAGAUAUCUUUCAUGCAAUGAAUCGGCUCAGGAAGUGUAAUAUGAACAAACGUGCGGUUGAGGUGAUGGAAUGGGUAAUCAGGGAAAGACCAUACAGGCCAAAGGAACUCGACUACUCUUAUCUCCUGGAGUUCACGUGCAAGCUUCAUGGGGUACCUCAUGCCGAGAACCUCUUCUCUCGUGUCCCACCCGAGUUCCAGAACGAGUUGCUCUACAACAACCUCGUAAUCUCCUGCUUGGACAAAGGAAUCCUGAGGCUCUCCCUCGAUUACAUGAAGAAGAUGAGGGAAUUAGGGCACCAAAUCUCGUACUUAGUCUUCAAUCGCCUGAUCAUUCUCCACUCUUCCCCUGGCCGCAGGAAAUUACUCCCUAAACUCAUGUCCCAAAUGAGGGCCGACAAGGUGGCACCACACGCCUCCACAUACAACAUCCUGAUGAAGAUCCAAGCUAGUGAGCACAACAUAGAAGGCCUGUUGAAGGUAUUUGCUGACAUGAAACGAUCACGAGUAGAGCCGAAUGAGAUCUCAUUCUGCAUAUUGGCCACUGCUCAUGCUACAGCAAGACUGUACACUGCUGCUGAAGAGUACGUCGAAGCAGUGGAGAAGUCUCAUACAGGGAAGAAUUUGUCAACGCUGGAUGUUUUGAUCAUGUUGUAUGGUUAUUUGGGGAAGGAGAAGGAUCUCGAGAGAAUAUGGGGAAUUAAACAAAACCUCCCUCGUGCUAGACCCAAGAGUUAUGUCCUAGCAAUUGAAGCCUUUGGCCGAAUUGGGUCAAUUGGUCGAGCAGAGGGGCUCUGGUUAGAGAUGAAGUCACGACAGGACCUCAGUUCGACCGAGCAAUUCAAUUCGAUCUUAUCCGUGUACUGCAGACACGGGCACAUCAAAAGGGCCACUGCCAUUUUCAGAGAAAUGGAGGCUAGCGAUGACUGCAAACCGAAUGCAAUAACUUUCCGACAUCUCGGGUUGGGUUGUUUGAAAGCCGGGUUGGUCGAGGAAACCUUGAAGACUCUCGAGAUGGGGUCGAAGAUGAGAGCGACUAGCGGAGUCAGGAACUCGACACCAUGGCUGGAAACGACCCUUGCUCUCGUGGAGGCUUUCGCGGAGAAGGGUGAUGUGGUGAAUGCCGAGAAGUUGUUUGGGGAGCUUGGAAAGGCCAAGUAUAUAAGGUAUACUUUUGUGUAUAAUACUCUGAUAAAGGCUUAUGUGAAGGCCAGAAUGUUUGAUCCGAAUCUGUUGAGGAGGAUGAUUUUAGGAGGUGCUAGGCCUGAUGCUGAGACCUAUAGCUUAUUGAAACUUGCUGAGCAGUUUAGUAGUAGCUAGUAACUGAGUUCUAGCCAGUAUGGCGGCUUUGCUGUAUUUGUAAAAUUGUAUUCUUUUUCCAUUUCAUUGAGAUGGAUUCUAUCUUCUCUCACAACCGCAGUGACUGAUGAUGAUACAGCAAAAUCAUUAAUUGAUAACCAAAAAGGUUCAGUUUUUCUUUGUAGUUUCUACUCAAUGAUCUAUAGACUAAAAUGACAACCCCUUGAGAAGGAAUCCCAGGAAUUUCAUCGUCUUUCUUCAACAUAGACUGUGUGGAUUUUCGGCCCAAAUCCGAAACGGAAUCACUAUGGGCUACGCGGGUCGGAUGUGAAAGUCCAGUCUGUCACAGCCCAGUCAAGAACAAAGACUGUGAUGUGAUGUCUUCCUUCGAAACGACGUCGUUCAAUAUUGAGGCGGUAAACUUUCGGCCUUCUGGUGGGCGGCAAUCCUCAGGCGCGGUAAAACUUCAAGUUGGAGCCUGGAAAAAGGCGGCAACCGAUCGACGCCUUUCUGCUUCCUUAUUCUUUCAUCGUUGUCUAAGGAGCGGUACGAAAUGCGUUUUGGCUACCUGGGUGCUUUUUCCAUUAUGCAGGUAGAAAGUUGCCCUGUUUUUUUUUUUUUUUUUGUGUUUCACCUCAUUUGUUGCCCAAUCAAGCAAUCGCCUUCUUGUGCAAGAUAGAGCAGCGACCCAGUUUGGCAUUUUCCCUAAAGCAUAGAAAUAAGUUGACAACCGAAGAGUGUUGUCACUGCUUGAGAAAUGAGAAGAAGUUGGCGAUUGUAAUAUGUUUUCUUCUUAUCUUGAUUCAUUGAUUAACUGUUGCUCACUGGACACCUAUGUUUUUGUAGUUACAAGUUUCAGAAAUCCCCCUGUCUUAUCUGAAUGGGAAGGCCAUCAUGGGUUUGUACAGUUCAGUCCCUCUGCGAGGUUAGUUCCUUUUUCUACUCGAUAUAUAUGCUUUGGCUCAAUAUAUAGUAGGGUUAAGGAUGGCCGUUUCGAUGAUUAGUUUAUUGGUGUUGCUUAAAUAAUGUUCAAGUGGGGGAUUAGGAAUAGAAUAAGUCCUAAAGUUACAACCUCGUGGCAGUGUAGAUGCUGUCACUUCAGUGAGAUCCCAUAAAUAUUGGAAUGAUACAGGGAAGAUUAGCAUGACCAUUGUGCAAGGAUAGGACAUAAAUCGAGAAUUUUUCGCCCUCACAUUUAUGCCUUCUCCCAUAGCGACCAGUUUGUAGUUUGUGUUUGAAAUGCUAGUGCUGCUUAGAUAUAGCAGCAGGGAAUAUCUAGUUGCUAUACUUCUACUGGAGCCAGUUAUUCAAUAAAAUCUAUCAAUCAUGCAGUUCACAACUGGAUAUGAUCUUAGCUACUGGAAGUGAUCGGUUCAAUUAGUCAUGCCCUCAUAAUCUGCUGAAGUAGUUCAAUCAUUCAAUACCUGUGUCUCCAUGUGGAGCAUUCCUUGUGUUUAAGUCAAUUAUCAAGUUCCUACCCUUCUACUAGAUUUCAGUUAGCCAAAUAGGUCUGCUCUCAUCCUGUGAAAAUUCGCAACUGGAGAAUGGCUGAAAGGACUUGGCUCGGUAAAUUAGAGAAGAAGCCAUAUUUUCUUUAUUCAUGAUUUUGCCUGCUUGAUAGAGACCAGGGAGAAAAGAUGCUAAGAUGUCCAAGUUGAUUCGAUUGUUCGCUUGCACUUAUGAUAUGCAUCUGUUCCUUGGAAAUUGAUUGGUUUUUCAUUUGGCAGACCGACUUAACCUUUAUCAACAGUUGCUGGAUAUCUCAGACUCAUUUGCAACUACUCUCCCAUUCUCGCUGCUGAAACUCUAUGACUCGAGUCUUUGGCCGGACAUGGAAGGUGCUGAAAAAUACAAUUCAAGGUCUUUACGCAAGUUUGGGACUCUCCUUUUACACGUUUCUUGAUUUCAUGAUCUCCUUUUGUUCACAUUCAGAAUCUUGCAACAUCUAGUUGGGGAAGGACCUGAUUCUGAAACUAUGGGUUGUCCUCAUAAGUAACAGGCAGCGCUGAAGGUAUGCCUUUUCCUUCUUGCGUUUACCAUAAAGUAAUAGACCUGGGUCUUUUGGCUUUACAACUUGGGAAGUACUGGAGAGUUGGGCAUUCUGGUUCUUCUGCUGCAUUUAGUUUGUUAGUUAGAGUUGCUUUUUAGCAGUUCCUUUUUCCUGUUUGAAUUAUUCUUACUAAGAUUUACUAGGAGGGAGGGAGCAAUAAGCCAUAGGAGCCUUCUUCCUUUUCACAAUGUACCACAUCACUUGUCUUCAGUAGGAACCUAGCAUUUAUAAAACCUUGUGAAACUAACACUAUUGUCCCUUCGGGGACAUCUGAUAAAAUUGGAACGAUACAGAGAAGAUUAGCAUGGCCCCUGCGCAAGGAUGACACGCAUAAAUCGAGAAAUGGUCCAAAUUUUUUUGCAUCCUUCCGAUCUUUGGCCUUUACAUCAUUUUUUUUUGGCUUGUUAUGGACAUUUGGAGUUAUGCUCUGAAUUUUUGCCAAAAUCAAACUGCUAGACCUCUGUUGGAUUCAGCUAUUCAAUAAAUCUAAUCACCUGCAGUGUAAGCAUUGUAACAGAGAUGGUUCUUUCUUUUUAUUUUCUUAAUUAAUAAAAAACUAUUUCACCCUUACAAAAAAAAAAAAAAGGACAACUGGAGAUCCUUUUCAAUGACUGAAACCACUUGGUUCAGUAAAUUUUUUUUAUGAGAACUUGGUUCAGUAAAUUAGAUAUGAAGCAUUAGCAUGGCCCCUGCGCAAGGAUGACACGCAUAAAUCGAGAAAUGGUCCAAAUUUUUUUGCAUCCUUCCGAUCUUUGGCCUUUACAUCAUUUUUUUUUGGCUUGUUAUGGACAUUUGGAGUUAUGCUCUGAAUUUUUGCCAAAAUCAAACUGCUAGACCUCUGUUGGAUUCAGCUAUUCAAUAAAUCUAAUCACCUGCAGUGUAAGCAUUGUAACAGAGAUGGUUCUUUCUUUUUAUUUUCUUAAUUAAUAAAAAACUAUUUCACCCUUACAAAAAAAAAAAAAGGACAACUGGAGAUCCUUUUCAAUGACUGAAACCACUUGGUUCAGUAAAUUUUUUUUAUGAGAACUUGGUUCAGUAAAUUAGAUAUGAAGCUAGCAUAUUGUUUCCCUUUGUAGUGUUCUUUUUUCUUUCACCGUGUUCAUCCAAACCAGGAGAUAAAACGUUAAUUGUAGUCUCAUAAUCUGCUGAGCAGUUCUAAUACUGUUCAUAUGUAGAGCUAACAAAUGGAGAACAUCUUAUAUCACUUGCAUAGAUAUGAUAAGAUGAUAGCCUGCCAGUGCCUCUUUUUCCUUCAACUUCUCUAUCCAAACCGCCACUAGGAGGUGAAUAGUGAGUAAUAGUCUUCCAUAAUUUACUAGGUUCAUGUUUACUGUGGACAAACAUGAAAAUAGCUCUUCUUGAAGGCGCUAGCAUAAAUAUUAAAAAUAGCCAAUAUCAGUUUAGGUUGACAUGUUUGAAGAGUGCUCUCACAGCAGCCAGUUUGGAAUGGGAGUGCUGCUUAGAUUUAGCAGCAGGCAAUAUCUAGUUGCUAUACUUUCACGGAGCCAGUUAUUCAAUAAUUCUAUUCAUCGUGAAGUUAACAACUGGAGAUGAUCUUAGUUACUGGAAGUGACAGGUCAGUUAGUCAUGCCCCUCAUAAUCUGCUGAAGUAAUUCAAUGGUUCAAAACCUGUGUUCAUCUUCAGAGUUAACAAAUGGUGAACACUUGAGUCAUCUGAAGGCAUUGGUUCAUGUAAAUAGGAUUAGAUGGUAUCUCUGGCAUGGAUUUUAUUCCUUUCACCUUGUCCAUCCAAAGUAGGAGAUGAAGGGUUGUCAAUUGUCUAGUGACAAGCAAUAAAUUACUAAUUCUCGAGGGUUCUUGACUAUCUGCUGAGGCUAUAUCAGUCUGUUAUCCAAGGCUACACAUGUGCAUCUAGUGUGUUCCCCUAUUGAAAUCUUACAAGUAACACUACAAAGCAGGGGGAUUCUGGAGUGUAGUUCAUGUUUUGUCUCUCAGAAGACUUAGGCUCCUUCAAAUGUUGGGCUAGUUUAUGGAGGUUUUCAGAUUCCAUAACUAGCUCAUGUUCAUUAAUUUGUCAACCCGGUUUCGCUUAUCAUGUUUGCAUGAUUCUUAGAGUCGAGAGCUGCCUACAUGUGGAUCACUACUUGUGUCAACUAUUAAGUUCCUACCCUUCUACUACGUUCAGUUAAUCCAAUAGCUCUGUUAAUUUCACGACUGGAAAACGGAUGAACGCAGUUGGUUCAGUAAUUAGAGAAGAAGUCAUUCUCAAUUUUUUUGCCAGCUUGAUAGAGAGCAGAGAGAAAAGAUGGGAAGGUGGUGAGGUUGAUUCAAUUGCUUGCUUACUUGUGCUUAUGCUACACACAUGUCCCUUCAAAAGCGUUUUCAUUUUUAUUCAUUUUUAAAAGGAUUCGAAAGAGACCUUCAUCAACAAUUGCUUCAUAUCUCAGUUCAUUUUAAACUAGUCUUCAGUUCUUGCUGCGUAUAAAACCCAUGGCUUGAGUCUUUGGCCGUAGACGAGGGUGCCAAAAUAUGUUUCUACAUUGCAGUGUCUUUACUCUUUACACAUGUGUUAGACUUUCGAUUUAUCUGGCUGUUGAUUUAUGAUCUCAUUUUGUUCACAGUCAGAAGCUUCAAAAUCCAGUUGGGGAAGUACCUUGGUCUGAACAUAUGACGUUUGUCAUCUUAAGUAACACGCUAAAGGUAUAUAUGCCCUUUCCUUUUGGGUUUACCCUAAAGUAAAUGACUUUUUAUUUUGACUUUACAACAUGGGAGUACUGGAGAGUUGGGCAUGCCAAAGUAAACUGGAGGUACUAUCCUCAUUAAGACUCCAUUCUGUUUUUCAAUGUACCACAUCACCUGUCUUCAGAAGUAGUCCAGCAUUUAUAAAGUCUUGUACAUACACAACCUACUGUCCCUUCGGGGACAUCCGAUAAAAUUGGAACGAUACA
Linum trigynum is the source of this 7994-nucleotide messenger RNA. The record is from the annotation of a GenBank genome assembly. Lineage: Eukaryota; Viridiplantae; Streptophyta; Magnoliopsida; Malpighiales; Linaceae.